GAAUGUGUGAAGAUGGAGGUGGUGGCGGUGUUGAGUCGUCCCUGUCUGCUUCGACGCCGCUCUACUUGCUGCGGCAGGAACAGCGGCGAACCGAUCUCGUGGUGACCACGGAAACGACAGGGAAACGUCCGGUUAACCUAAAGGUAAUUUGGGAAAUGUAGUUGUUAAACACACCCAAACAGACGUCCUUGCUUGUAAAAUAAACUACAAACAUGGUAUCGAUUGAAAUGUAAUGGGAAUUGUAGUGUUUAACAAUCACAGCAUCCAACGGGACGCCCUGCAAGAAAACUUGAGAGUUUAGCAUUCAAAGGUAAACACAAAAUUGAACUAGCAGAAAAAAGAGGAACACUUAAUGAAAUGUUAGCAAUUUACCACGACCGGCACUUCCCCACGUCACAUAUUUGUCGUAUCUUUUAUAGACUUCUGAUAACUUUCAGGACGAGUUGCAUCAUUUUCCGUGCCCUUUCUGGUGAACUAGGAUUUGUCAAUUUUUUUUCUUGUUUUCACCGACACAUUCGAGAUCGUUUUGUGAUCCUCAGCAUGAACGUGCUCACUACUUGACACAAGCCUUACUUCGCCUGAUGCUUGUCAAACAGGAUGAGGGAUCAGGACAGGUAGGGGACAUGGAUUCACACCCAACAACGAUGCCCUGAACUGGGAAACAUCUGCUGAAGUGCCCCUUUCAAUGUAACUAUGGCCUCAGCGCCCUCUGGUCCGGGCGCCGCCCCUCUGGGCUCGCAGGUUCAUGCCGCCGCUGUCAAUGGCGACAGGAACACGCUGCACAAACUCAUCACAGCAGAGCCAGUCCUCCGGGACCGUGAGGAUCAAUUUGGCCGCACCCCUCUCAUGUACUGCGUGCUGGCUGAUCGCCUAGACUGUGCAGAAAUUCUGCUAAAGGCCGGAGCCUCAGUCAACAAGACCGACCACAGCCAGCGCACGGCUCUGCACCUCGCCGCACAGAAGGGAAAUGUUCGUUUCCUCAAGCUGCUGCUGUCUCGACACGCCAACUGGCUCCAGAAAGAUUUGGAAGAGAUGACCCCGCUGCACCUUGCCACACGACACCCUUCUCCAAAAGCCCUCGCGUUGCUGCUUAAACACAUUGGCCCAGGGGAGGUCGACACACAGGACAAGAACAAGCAAACUGCCUUGCAUUGGUCAGCGUUUUAUAACCGGCCGGAGCACGUUCGCCUCCUCAUCAAGCACGACUCCAACAUCGGCAUCCCUGACAGCGAGGGCAAGAUCCCCCUGCACUGGGCCGCGCACAGCCAGGAAGCCAGGGCCACGCAAACUGUCCGCUGUAUCCUGGAAGCGGCUCCCACGGAGUCCCUGCUGAACUGGCAGGACUACGAAGGUCGGACACCCUUGCACUUUGCUGUCGCCGACGGUAACGAGGCAGUGGUGGAGGUGCUGACGUCCUACCAGGGCUGCAAUGUGACCGCUUACGAUAAUCUCUUCAGGACACCGCUGCAUUGGGCCGCCCUGCUCGGCCAUGCCAGAAUUGUCCACCUGCUGCUGGAGAGGAACACAUCAGGCACUAUUCCCUCCGACAGCCAGGGAGCGACACCUUUGCAUUACGGAGCACAGAGCAACAAUGCUGAGACAGUAGGUGUGUUUCUUUCUCACCCAUCAGUGAAAGAUGAGCCUGACCUGGAGGGCAGGACGGCCUUCAUGUGGGCCGCGGGCAAGGGCAGCGAUGAUGUCAUCCGCACCAUGUUAGCCCACACGCCUCACAUUGACAUCAACAUGGCCGACAAGUAUGGCGGCACCGCGCUACAUGCAGCCUCCCUGUCAGGCCAUGUUAGCACUGUCAAAUUGCUGUUGGAGAGGGGAGCCAUGGUGGACUCUCUGGAUGUAAUGAAGCACACGCCGCUGUUUCGUGCCUGCGAGAUGGGACAGAGGGACGUCAUCCUCACGCUCAUCAAAGGCGCCGCACGUGUGGACCUCGUGGACGUGGACGGUCACACUGCACUCCACUGGGCAGCUUUGGGAGGGAACGCUGAGGUGUGCCAGAUCUUAAUGGAGAACGGAAUCAGCCCCAAUGUACAGGACCAAGCAAAACGGACUCCACUGCAGUGUGCUGCCUAUGGUGGCUACAUCACAUGCAUGGCUGUCCUGAUGGAGAAACACGCUGAUCCAAACAUACAGGACAAGGAGGGGCGGACUGCUCUCCACUGGUCGUGCAACAAUGGCUACCUGGAUGCCGUGAAGUUGCUGCUGGGCUACAGCGCCUUUCCUAACCACAUGGAGCACACAGAGGAGAGGUACACACCGCUGGACUAUGCGUUGCUGGGGGGCCACAGCGAGGUGACCCAGUUCAUGCUGGAGCACGGCGCUCUGUCCAUCGCCGCCAUCCAGGACAUAGCCGCCGCCUCCAUUCAGGCCAUCUACAAGGGCUACACGGUCCGCAAGGCUUUCAGGGAGAGGAAGCAGCUCCUCAUGAGGCACGAGCAGCUACGCAAGGAUGCCGCCAAGAAGCGAGAGGAGGAACUGCGGCGGAGAGAAGCCGUGCAGCAAAUCUCGGUGGCCGCGGCCGAGGAACGAAAAUUGUCUUCAGAGACGAGUGAGCAGGAGAAACUCUCCUUGGUGAACCGAGUGGCAGAUUUAUCCGUGAAAGACUCAGUGGUGGAGACAAAGAAAGCAACUAAACCUGAACGGAGGGACAGAGAGGAGAGACACAAAGGCCAUCGGAGCAGAUCCACAAGGAGCAAAGCUGCUAAUCCACCUGACACUCCAAGCCCUGAAAGUCACAUGACAUGCGACACGACUACCAGGCUGAAGGACCCGCUUUCUCCGAGCAGCUCAGGAUCAUCCAGGCACUCCUUCACACGUAAAGUCAAGGAGCAAAGACCCACCUCGUUCACAAGCACCCCUUACACGGUCGUCUUGGAUGCAGACCAAACAGCCGCCGUACCGCCGAGAAAGACUGAUUCCCUGAAGAACAGACACCACAAGGCCAAAGAUCCCGCUCACUUUGCCGGAGCCUCUUUGCACACGAGAAGCCCUUUGAGAAAACAUCACGCCGUCACAAGCGCCCUAAAAGGACACGACAGAGAGCAGCGCAGGAGGAAGCACGAAGCAGCCAGGGUCAUCCAGCGAGCAUGGAGAAGGCUCCUCACACGCAGACACAGUGAAGGCAAGGCCUGCAAGGGGGUGGAGUUAAGUGUUUUAAACCACGCCCACACCGAGAAGAGACGGACAGAGAUGCGAGCUCCUCUUGCAAAACCUCCAGCCACUACUAAGACGUCGGUGCUCCAAAACAUUUAUGGAAACUCCUUGGCCGUACGAGGACAUCCUUCAUUCCGGGGGUCUCAGCUGCUCCUGAAUGUGCCUUUACGCACGCAGAGCCAAUUGAGCGGGUUGGACUACGUGCACCUGACUGAUGCGGUGAAUCAAGCCAGGCAGUUCUCCUACCACCUGAGGCCGCAAAGCUCCAGCCAGGGUCGAGGCCAUCGAGGAAAGCGGUGACGCACACCCGCGUGCACCUCAGUACUUUUUUUUUUAAUGUUUUCUCAGUUGGCUGGCAGCCCUUACUUCCCCGGAAUUACUGCACACAUUGUCGGCUUCUAAAAUUAAGCCGUAUGAUAUCACAGCCAUGACCUCACGGGGCGGGGGUUAAGUCUACCGAAGUGACGAGUGUAAAAGAUAACCUUUCAUCCAUUGUGAGACAAACACAUGUGCGCACAUGCGCGCGUGCGUGACUCUCACUCACACACUGAGAUAACCUUUCCUCGUGUUGCGGAGAAUGAGCCAGUCUAUCAACAGCCACUCAUGAACUCAGCCCACCUGCAGAAACACACACACACACACACACACACACACACACAAACGAAAUCUAAAAAUAUGUCGGGUCCAUUCCUGGGUCCGUUUACAUUAAAAACACAAGUACCACAGGUGCCACCUCAUUUAUAUGCUCGCUUUAGCAAAACCUCAACGUCAUAUUUCUUCCUGAAAUCUGCACUCAAAUUAUUUUUUGAAGCAUUUUCUUGUUACCACCCUCGCCCCCUCAUUUUUUAUUUUUUUUUAAUGGAAGAAAUGAGGUGAACAAACUAUUUUCCUGAAUUCUGAAUUCAAAUCUAGCUUUUCCUAAAUUUGUUGUGUAUAUGUAAAAAUGUGUUUACGUAUGGAAAUGAUUCAAGUACAUAAAGGUAAAAACAAAUUGGCAAACAUUGGCCAUUUGGCUGAUUGUUUUGAUCGAUGCUUGAAGGGUCAUCUUCUGAUUUAAUCUUAUAAUAAAUACAAACAACAGUGGACACGUCAUGCUGUGGAAAUGUUUUAUUUUUUUUCCCCCCAAUUACACACACACACACACACACACAACACAACACGAUAUUUCCACCAAAACAAGAGGCAGGCGAAAGCACGGUGAAGCUCUUUAAAAAAAAAAAAAAAA
Messenger RNA from Hippocampus comes (tiger tail seahorse), 4390 nucleotides. RefSeq names its product inversin (gene invs). The transcript is spliced from 19 exons. The coding region runs from base 694 to 3465 and encodes 923 amino acids. Gene Ontology annotation, molecular function: protein binding. NCBI's taxonomy places the organism in Eukaryota, Metazoa, Chordata, Actinopteri, Syngnathiformes, Syngnathidae. The record is from RefSeq and is a predicted model, not a curated record.